GUGUGAGCAGUGAGCACCGCACUCAUUCAGGCCCAUUCAGCGUGCAAUGAGAGAGUGAGAGCUAUAUUGGUUUCUAUGUCCGCUUGACAGUGACAUUUCAUGUGUUUUUAGUCGCACAAUCACAAAAAAAAAUCAUUUGAUCGUGUGAAAACGAAUUGCAUAUUCCUAUAUGUGAUUGAAAAUUGUAUAUAAUCGAAUGGUAAUCAAGUGCAUUCAUUGCCGCUCAAAUUUAUAUUUUCAGUCAACCAAUUUCGUGCGAAAUUCAGAGUUUGAAAUUUAUUUAUUUUUUUUUCAAUCUAUUGGCAAAUAUUUUGUUUUUUUUGUGGCAACGCAAUCGAAAGUUCCUCGAAUUUGGAUUUUCUUUAUAUUGCAAAUUAAAUUGUCAAGUCAAUUAAUAGAGGGAUUCGCUUAGGAAUCGAACUUAUUUCUAAUUUUACAUUCGUUGUCGACACACAACAUUCAGAGCUGAGAAGAAGAAUAGCAAAGGAGUAAGGUGAAAUGUCGCUAAAACCAAAACGCGUCAACUUUGAAGAAACAUGGAAGGAACUGAAGCAAACGGUCAAAGAUGUCAUCACAAUGGGCAAUGUGAAUAAAACCAUUUGGAAUGAUCGUUUUCUUGAUGUCUACUCGUUGUGUGUUGCAUUUCCCGAGCCGUUGGCCGAUAAGCUGUACAAUGAAACGAAGCAAUUUCUGGAGUCACAUGUGCAUAAUUUGCUAGCAACAAAAGUUGCACCAUCGGAAAAUGACAAUGCAAACGAUUACAAUAUGGUGAACGAUACAUUGCUGCAGCGUUACUAUGCCGCUUGGAUUGAAUACAGUCAGGGUGUGGAAUACCUAAACUUUUUAUACAUGUAUUUGAAUCAGCAGCAUAUCAAACGUAACAAACACACGGCCGAAGUGGAGUUCACGUACGGUCAAGUGGGCACUGAAAAUCAAGAGCUCAUGGAAAUCGGUGAAUUGGGACUGGAUAUUUGGCGUGGCUGUAUGAUAAAAUCGUUGGGCGAAGAAAUUGUUAAACAAAUUCUGGAAGCCAUUUAUGCCGAUCGAAUUGGCAAUGAUCUGGGCUCGAACAGUGCACAAGUGAUUUAUGGCAUCAUUCAGAGUUUUGUACAAGUUCAGAAUUACAAAAAGAAAGGCAAUUUAAAUUUGUACCAAGAACUAUUCGAAGCACCGAUGCUGGCGGCUAGCGGUGAAUAUUACAAAAGCGAAGCGGCACAAUUGCUGCAACGUUGCACGGUUAGUGAGUAUAUGGAAGAGGUACUUAAACGAUUGGAGGAUGAAAAUCGUCGGGCACAUAAAUUUUUCCAUGGAAGUACAAUACCAAAACUUCGGCAAGAAUGUGAACUUCGAAUGAUUACCGAUCACCUGGACUUUUUACACUCGGACUGCAAAGAGAUGGUGUCGCAAGAGAAACGCGUUGAUUUGCACAACAUGUACGUUUUGCUCAAGCCUAUUCCCGACGGUCUCAAGACACUCAUUCAAGCAUUUUUGGAUCACAUCAAAAACGAAGGCAUCGAAACUAUUUCAACGCUAAAAGGCGAUACGAUUCACAUCCAAUUCGUUGAAAAUAUGCUAAAAGUGCAUCACAAAUAUGAGCAAAUGAUAGCCGAACUCUUUAAAAAUGAUCCGCUAUUUUUGAGUGCAUUAGAUCGUGCCUGUGCCAGUGUCAUCAACAAGCGUAUCAACGACAAGCAGCAAUGUCGUAGCGCCGAAUUGGUGGCCAAAUACUGUGAUAGCCUACUGAAAAAAUCAAAAACAACCGAAAUUGAAAUCGACUCAAAACUCACCAGCAGCAUCACCAUAUUCAAAUAUAUCGAAGAUAAAGAUGUCUACCAGAAAUUCUAUAGCCGAAUGUUGGCCAAACGUUUGAUUCACGAACAAUCUCAAAGCAUGGACACCGAAGAGGCCAUGAUUAAUCGAUUAAAACAAGCGUGUGGCUAUGAGUUCACCAAUAAACUGCACCGGAUGUUUACCGAUAUCUCCGUGUCAACAGAUCUAAAUAACAAAUUCAACGCACAUUUGAAAGACAAAAACGUAGAAUUAGGUAUCAAUUUAUCAAUUAAAGUGCUUCAAGCUGGUGCAUGGCCGCUGGGACCGACACAGACGACAAUACCAUUCGCCAUACCACACGAAUUUGAAAAAGCGAUCCGAAUGUUUGAAACAUUUUACCACGAAAACUUUAACGGACGCAAACUAACGUGGUUACACUAUUUGUGCCAGGGUGAAUUGAAAUUAUCCUAUUUGAAGAAACCCUACAUUAUUACGAUGCAAACGUAUCAAAUGGCCAUUUUGUUGUUGUUCGAAAAUGUUGACGUUAUGACGUGCAAAGAAAUACAGGAAACGCUUGAAUUGAAUGCGGACACCUUUCAAAAGCAUAUGCAAAGUUUAAUCGAAUCAAAGUUACUGUUAGCCAGCUCCGAGCAACUUGAAGGCAGCACAGAAAUCAAACUGAAUUUGGAUUACUCGAACAAGCGUACGAAAUUCAAAAUUACCGCUGCAUUGCAGCGUGAAACACCGCAAGAAGUUGAACACACUAUGAGUGCCGUCGAUGAAGAUCGCAAGCUAUACCUCCAAGCAGCCAUUGUGCGGAUUAUGAAAUCACGCAAAAUACUCAAACAUAAUGCGCUUAUUCAGGAGAUCCUAUCCCAAUCAAAAGUAACAUUUGCACCGACUAUUUCAAUGAUCAAAAAAUGUAUCGAAUCGCUAAUCGACAAACAGUACAUUGAGCGAACGUCAACCGGCAGCGACGAGUACAGCUAUGUAGCCUAAAUGGAUGAAAGAGGGAGAGACAGAGAGAGAGAGAGAAUUCUUCAAAGCUGGGAAAAGAAUAAACACCAGAAAUUGAAAAACCAAAUUCGAUCUGUAUUUGAUGCAAGGCAUGGGAAACACAACAAAUAAAACAAACAAACAAAACGAAAUAAGAGUUUAGCUUGUAAGCAGAGUUUUUCAAACGUAUCUUUUGUACAAAUGUCUCUUUGUACUGCGAGUGUUUCAUCGGAUUCUUUUUUUGUCGUUUCCUUUUUCUUUUCUUUUUAAAUCAUUUCGACCCAAUUCGACGGAACGGAGUUCAUAUUUUUUAUUCGAAUCCACAUUAAAUUAUCCAACACAUAGAACAAUAGUCUUCAUUUUUCACACAGAAUUUUUUCUUCUCUUCUAAUUUAUCGAUUACUUUCGUAUUUAUACAUUUCAAAUAUCAUUUAACGUUUGAACGAAGAAAAUAUUGCAUUUCAUCAUUUACUUUUCGAGUGUAACACGCAGAACUUUUUAAUAAAUUUUAGUUUUAAUGAACAGUUGAACAAUUUACAACAUAAAAAAGUGAGGACAAAAACAAAAUACAAGGAAAAAAUGAGUUGAAGAAAAAAGUUAAUAAAUGUGAAUAGAAUAAUGGAA
Molecule: messenger RNA, 3390 nt
Organism: Sitodiplosis mosellana (orange wheat blossom midge)
Lineage: Eukaryota; Metazoa; Arthropoda; Insecta; Diptera; Cecidomyiidae
Gene: Cul2
Product: cullin-2
Exons: 9
Coding region: 499-2769 (756 amino acids)
Biological process (GO): SCF-dependent proteasomal ubiquitin-dependent protein catabolic process; protein ubiquitination
Cellular component (GO): SCF ubiquitin ligase complex; Cul2-RING ubiquitin ligase complex
Molecular function (GO): ubiquitin protein ligase binding
Source: RefSeq, a predicted model, not a curated record